AUGGGGCGGCUGACCAAGGAGCAGGCGGCGCGCGAGGCGGGCGAGGCGGGGACUAACGCCACGUCCCUCAACCUCACCCACCGCGCGCUAUCCGACGUGUCGUGCCUGAGCAGUUUCAAGAACCUGGAGCGCCUCGACCUCGGCUACAACUGCCUCGUCACCCUCGAGGGUUUGUCCUCCUGUGCCAAUUUGAAGUGGCUUUCGGUUAUCGAAAACAAGCUUGUGAGCUUAAAAGGUGUUGAGGAGCUCUCAAAGUUGCAGGUACUGAAUGCUGGCAAGAACAAACUUACGAAAAUGGAUGAGGUCGCAUCUUUAACAAGCCUGGGAGCAUUGAUUCUUAACGAUAACAAUAUUUCUUCCAUCUGCAAGCUUGAUCGGUUGCAGCAGUUGAAUACACUUGUUCUGUCUAAGAAUCCUGUUUUUACCAUCGGCAAUGCUUUGGUCAAGGCUAAGUCUAUGAAAAAGCUAUCCUUGUCUCACUGCCAAAUAGAAAAUAUUGGAUCUUCUCUUGCCGAGUGUGUGGAACUGAAGGAACUUAGGCUUUCUCACAACAAGAUCAGUACAAUCCCUUCAGAUUUGGCCAAAAAUGUGAAGAUCUUGAACCUUGAUUUGGGGAAUAACUUUAUUGAGAGGAGUUCAGAUUUGAAGGUACUUUCUGAAUUGCGCUACUUGAGGAACCUUAAUUUGCAGGGAAAUCCUGUUUCUGAGAAAGACAGUCUUGUCAAAAAGGUUAAGAAAUUUGUGCCAACCUUGCGCAUAUUGAAUGCAAAGCCCCUAGAGGCCACGUCCAAGAGUGAUAAGAGCUCUAGAAAAAAGAAUCCUCCGAGCAAAGAUAAAGACUCCAUUGGGAUUGAUACAAAGAGGGAUAAAAGGAAGAAAUCUAAACAAGAGUUAAAGGGCCCUGAAGAGCUUGAAGUCCAGAGUAUUUCCACAGGUGUCACCACUUCGAACCCUGGUAAUAAACUUGAAGUGCCAGACGGUAAGGAAAGGAAAAAGGUGAAGAAGGAAGCUAAGACGAAGAAAUCUGAAGAGCUAGACCAUGCCAAUAACAGUAACUUAAAGAACAAAGCCGUUCAAUCUUCUGCCUAUGAUACCAGCAUGAAGGACAAGAAGGAAGCCAAGAGGAAGAAAUUCGUUGACGAAGAAGAUGUAGAUGCCGAAGGAAUUGACAAUACAGAAAUCUCAUUUGCAGAUUUAAUGUUUUCCAAUGUGGGCAAUCCAGAGACUAAGCUAAAGGACAGCUCAACCCUGGAAGCUGCUCCUGAUGGAAAAUUUGUUGGAGGUCUGGUAAUUGAUCACACGAAGAAGAGAAAGAAAUCAAAAGGUGUUGUCACCAUCACUGACUCUUCAGCUCUUAAGAUGUUUUCCUCAAUGCCAGAGGUGGGAGCAGGAGGGCUUGGCCUGUCAGGAUGGGAAGAGUAG
This is a messenger RNA of Miscanthus lutarioriparius, 1422 nucleotides long. The record is from the annotation of a GenBank genome assembly. Lineage: Eukaryota; Viridiplantae; Streptophyta; Magnoliopsida; Poales; Poaceae.